Messenger RNA from Physeter macrocephalus (sperm whale), 4206 nucleotides. RefSeq names its product OCA2 melanosomal transmembrane protein (gene OCA2). Gene Ontology annotation, cellular component: melanosome membrane. The transcript is spliced from 24 exons. The record is from RefSeq and is a predicted model, not a curated record. NCBI's taxonomy places the organism in Eukaryota, Metazoa, Chordata, Mammalia, Artiodactyla, Physeteridae. Gene Ontology annotation, biological process: melanin biosynthetic process; transmembrane transport; melanocyte differentiation. Bases 96 to 2633 code for a protein of 845 amino acids.
ACUGCCUCCGUCACCAUUCAGAGCUCUCACCUUGGACCGUAAACUCACUCUUGGAGGAAGAUCAAGUCUUCAGUGAGAAGAGUGGCAACAGAAACAUGCACCUAGAGAACAAAGACGGCAGGCUGACCUCUGGUGUGCUGGAGAUGGAGACACAUCAGACAUCAGCUCCCAUGAGUGCUGGCCUAGGAGGGCCGGGGCUGGUGGGGCUCAACACCAGCAACCAUAGGCCACAGCAGGGAGACAGCAAGGUAGACUCCCUGAACCCCUACCCCAGUGGGGCAUCUGGGCAGAGCUGCUGGGCUCCUGUGGACCAGGAUUUUGGCUCAUUCCUCGCGGAGUGGAGGUCUCACCCUCCUUUCCCCCAGUUCUUCAGCUCCAGUUCUAAAGACCCCUGCUUUACAGAAAACACACCUCUGCUGAGGAAUUUCUCACAAGAGAAAGGGUCACGGUGUGUGCCCGUUUACCACCCAGAGUUCAUCACUGCUGAAGAAUCUUGGGAGAACAGCUCAGCUGAGUGGGAGGGCGGAUCCCUGAUGAGCAGAGAGUUGGUAGGUUCCUCUGGAUCCGCCUCCUCAGAGAAGGGGGAGCUUCUGGACAGCGCUCACAUCAGGUUCCGUCUUUCCAAGUUGAGGUGCUGUGUGAGGUGGCUGAAAGUCACGGGCUUAUUUGUCUUUGUGGUGCUGUGCUCAAUUUUAUUUAGCCUGUAUCCAGAUCAAGGAAAGUUCUGGCAGUUGCUGGCUGUGUCACCGCUGGAAAGCUACUCUGUGAACCUCAGCAGCCAUGCAGACUCCAUGCUGCUCCAAGUGGACCUGGCAGGGGCCCUGGUGGCCAGUGGCCCAAGUCAUCUCGGGAGAGAAGAGCACGUGGUGGUGGAGGUGACCCAGGCUGAUGCUCCAGGCUCCAGGCGGUGGCGGCCACAGCAGGUCACUCAUAACUGGACGGUGUUUUUAAAUCCAAGCAGAAGUGAGCGCAUGGUGCUGAGCAGGACCUUUGAGGUUCUGAGCAGAGAGCCUGUUUCCAUCAGCGUUCGAGCCUCCCUCCAGCAGACCCAGGUUGUUCCUCUUUUGAUGGCUCAUCAGUACCUCCGCACAAGCGUUGAAGCACAAGUGACCAUUGCCGCGGUCAUUCUUGCUGGGGUCUACGUGCUGAUUAUAUUUGAGAUUGUUCACAGAACACUGGCAGCCAUGUUGGGUUCCCUUGCGGCAUUAGCAGCACUGGCUGUGAUUGGAGAUAGACCUAGCCUGACCCACGUGGUGGAGUGGAUUGAUUUCGAGACUCUGGCCCUGCUGUUUGGCAUGAUGAUCUUAGUAGCCAUAUUUUCAGAGACUGGAUUUUUUGAUUAUUGUGCUGUAAAGGCAUACAAAGUGUCCCGGGGAAGAGUGUGGGCCAUGAUCUUCAUGCUGUGUCUCAUUGUCGCCAUCCUUUCUGCCUUCCUGGACAACGUCACCACAGCGCUCCUCUUCACUCCCGUGACCAUAAGAUUGUGUGAGGUGCUCAAUCUUGAUCCAAGACAAGUCCUGAUUGCAGAAGUGAUCUUCACAAAUAUUGGAGGAGCUGCCACUGCCAUUGGGGACCCACCAAAUGUCAUUAUUAUUUCCAACGAGGAGUUGAGGAAAAUGGGUCUGGACUUCGCUGGGUUCACCGCACACAUGUUUGCUGGGAUUUGCUUCGUUCUCUUGUUCUCCUUUCCACUCCUCAGACUACUUUACUGGAACAAAAAGCUGUAUAACAAGGAACCCAGUGAGAUUGUUGAACUGAAGCAUGAGAUCCAUGUCUGGCGCCUUACUGCACAGCGCAUCAGCCCAGCCAGCCGUGAGGAGACAGCAGUUCGAGGUCUGCUCCUGGGGAAGGUGCUGGCACUGGAGCGCUUGCUGGCCCGAAGGCUGCACAGUUUCCACAGACAGAUCUCACAGGAAGAUAAAAAUUGGGAGACCAAUAUCCAGGAGCUACAAAGAAAGCACAGGAUAUCAGACAGGAUUCUGCUCGCCAAAUGCCUGACAGUGUUGGGAUUUGUUAUCGUCAUGUUCUUUCUCAAUUCAUUUGUCCCUGGUGUUCAUCUUGAUAUUGGGUGGAUUGCUAUUCUGGGUGCUAUCUGGUUGCUAAUUUUAGCUGAUAUCCAUGAUUUUGAGAUAAUUCUACAUAGAGUAGAAUGGGCAACCCUUCUAUUCUUUGCAGCACUCUUUGUUCUGAUGGAGGCAUUGGCACAUCUCCACUUAAUAGAGUAUGUUGGAGAACAGACUGCUUUGCUAAUAAAGAUGGUCCCAGAAGAUCAGCGCCUUGCAGCUGCCAUCAUCUUGGUGGUCUGGGUCUCAGCCAUCGCAUCAUCCCUGAUUGACAACAUACCAUUCACUGCUACCAUGAUUCCUGUGCUCCUGAACCUGAGCAGAGACCCUGAGGUCAGCCUGCCUGUGCCACCGCUCAUGUAUGCCCUUGCCCUCGGCGCCUGCCUGGGAGGUAACGGGACACUGAUUGGAGCAUCCGCAAAUGUGGUUUGUUCAGGAAUUGCAGAGCAGCAUGGAUAUGGAUUCUCUUUCAUGGAAUUUUUCAGGUUGGGCUUCCCAAUGAUGGUUGUCUCCUGCAUGGUUGGGAUGUGUUACCUCCUUGUUGCUCAUGUCGUGAUAGGAUGGAAUUAGUAGAUAUACAAUGUGUGAAGACUGAGGGAAUCUUGACCCAUCACCAACAUCAGUAGAAUACUACCCCAAAACCACUCUUUGGAGAAGAAAAGGUGCUUACCAUGGAGGUGUUCUGGAAUGGACACCUUUGCUAUCCACACUCUUAUUUGGGUGAAGCUGGCAAAUUGUGGUAAAUACAAGAUAACUUACACAAGAUUCUACUACAGGAAAAUAUGUAUAUCUCAAAAUACAUCUAGCUAUGCUCUGUAGGAAAAGACACAAAUUCAAUAAUUCACUCCAAAUGGCUUGUGUUGUUUAAAUAUCACUUCUCCUGAGGCUAUCAAUAGUUUUUCUUCAUGUAAUCACUUUUCAUGUUAAAAUAAUGAGCAUGCAAAUUGUAUACCCUCUGAAUGCAUACUUUUCUUGGGAAGGGCAUACAAUUUGUAAGGAAACAUUAUAUGUAUUAAAAAAAAAUACUGCCCCUUGACAAAGGGUCUUAGAAUUUGUUAGUCUCUUACUUUUUAGUAGUUUACAUUAUAUAAAAUUGCAUUUUAUUCAUUAAUGUUUUUCUCUGAGUUUUUAAGUCAUCAAUUAAAAGUCCAGAUAUUUGACUUGCAGAAAUCGUAAGUGCUUUUUAAAAAUAGCAUUGUAAAUAUUACCAACCUGGAAUAAUAACCUUCAGUUUUGAAGGUGGUGUAUUGCUGUUUCUAUCAAUUACCCCAAAGUGUGGUCAAUACAUUCAGCUCUGCACACCUGCUGGGCUCCAGUGGUGCAGUCAACGCUUACUAAAUGCUAUUCUUUUGUGGAACAUUAAACAUGAAGCAAGGACAAUGAGAGCAAAGAGCAAGAGGGAGCUGGGCUUCAGCUGAGGCCUCAUCUGCUCUGCUUGAUCAAUACCAUGGCUAUACCUCAGACAACAAACCUCUUCUUCAGUUUCGGUCUACUGUGUGUGAUACCUUGAGAUGAGAUUAAGAAAAAGAAGAUGUUUACUGGAGACUCUGCUCAGAAGCAAUAGUUGUAUAAAGUAUCUGAUUUCGAAACGUUUAAGAUCCUCAGGGCACCAAGAACUAAAAUGUAGGAGAUCCCAUUUCUGUCCCUGGAACCCUCAGGGUAGGUGUACCCUUUCUAUAGUUUAGAGUCUAUAUUUGUAAAGUGACAACCAGAAAGGUGAGGAGAAAGUUUAUGAAAAUAUGUCCUUUAGCUUCAUGAGCUAUCUUUGAAUUUCUUGUCAGCAAAAGUGACAAAGAGCCCCAUUUUUGUUUUAAAAUCUGGGUUGAGGAAGUCACAGAAACUGCAUGUGCACCUGACUCACUGCUCAAGUGAAGCCCUUGCUCCCCAGUCUUUCCAGGAAAGGAGCCCUGCCAGCAUUCCAGUUCUGCUUCCUUUUCAUGUUGCCUCACUGAAGCUUCGAUGCCCUGAGUCCUUCCACCAAAAGGCUUUGCUUUCUCUUUUCCCACAUGUUUCCAUGCCUGGAGGUGGUGUUGGCACCUUUCUUGUGGCCAGAUGCUGCUCCUAAUUCAUGUCUGUUCUCUCCUCCCUCAGUAUCUCUUCCCCUGUGGUGCACAACCUCUACCUCUCCUCCUCCCAUCUCAGC